AUGCCCGCUGUGUCCAAAGGAGAUGGAAUGCGCGGAUUAGCCGUCUUUAUCUCAGACAUCAGAAACUGUAAGAGCAAAGAAGCUGAGAUCAAAAGGAUAAACAAAGAGCUGGCAAACAUCCGCUCCAAGUUUAAAGGCGACAAAGCUCUGGACGGAUACAGUAAGAAGAAGUAUGUGUGCAAGCUGCUCUUCAUCUUCCUCCUGGGCCAUGACAUCGACUUUGGGCACAUGGAGGCGGUCAACCUGCUCAGCUCCAACAAGUACACAGAGAAGCAGAUCGGCUAUUUGUUCAUCUCGGUGCUGGUCAACAGUAACAGCGAGCUCAUCCGCCUCAUCAACAACGCCAUCAAGAACGACCUGUCGAGCCGGAACCCCACCUUCAUGUGCCUGGCUCUGCACUGCAUUGCCAACGUGGGCAGUCGCGAGAUGGCCGAGGCCUUCGCCAGCGAGAUCCCGCGCAUCCUGGUUGCCGGAGAUACCAUGGACAGUGUGAAGCAGUCUGCCGCCCUCUGUCUGCUGCGCCUCUACAAGACGUCCCCAGACCUGGUGCUGAUGGGGGAGUGGACCUCACGAGUGGUGCACCUGCUCAACGACCAGCACAUGGGUGUGGUGACGGCAGCCAUCUCUCUGAUCACCUGUCUGAGCCAGAAGAACCCAGACGAGUUCAAGACCUGCGUGUCCCUGGCCGUGUCCAGACUCAGCCGGAUCGUGUCGUCUGCUUCCACAGACCUCCAGGACUACACAUACUACUUUGUGCCAGCUCCGUGGCUCUCCUGCAAACUGCUACGCCUGCUGCAGUGCUACCCUCCGCCUGAAGACGGAGCCGUGAAGGGCCGCCUGGUGGAGUGUCUGGAGACCAUACUCAACAAGGCCCAGGAGCCGCCCAAGUCCAAGAAAGUGCAGCACUCUAAUGCCAAGAACGCCAUUCUGUUCGAGGCAAUAUCUCUCAUUAUCCACUACGACAGCGAGCCCAACCUCCUGGUGCGGGCCUGUAACCAGCUGGGCCAGUUCCUCCAGCACCGAGAGACCAACCUGCGCUACCUGGCCCUGGAGAGCAUGUGCACCCUGGCCAGCUCUGAGUUCUCCCAUGAGGCUGUCAAGACCCACAUCGAGACAGUCAUCAACGCACUCAAGACGGAACGAGACGUGAGCGUACGGCAGCGGGCGGCAGACCUGCUCUACGCCAUGUGUGACCGCAGCAACGCCAAGCAGAUUGUGGCCGAGAUGCUGAGCUACCUGGAGACUGCAGACUACUCUAUCAGGGAGGAGAUGGUGCUGAAAGUGGCCAUCUUGGCAGAGAAGUAUGCUGUGGACUACUCGUGGUACGUGGACACCAUCCUGAACCUGAUCCGCAUUGCCGGGGACUACGUGAGCGAGGAGGUGUGGUACCGCGUCAUCCAGAUUGUCAUCAACCGGGACGACGUGCAGGGCUACGCCGCCAAGACCGUCUUUGAGGCCCUGCAGGCUCCGGCGUGUCAUGAGAACAUGGUCAAAGUCGGGGGAUAUAUUUUGGGGGAGUUUGGAAACCUCAUCGCUGGAGACCCACGCUCCAGCCCUCUGGUCCAGUUCAACCUGCUCCACUCCAAGUUCCACCUGUGCUCGGUACCGACCCGCGCCCUGCUGCUGUCCGCCUACAUCAAGUUCAUCAACCUGUUCCCAGAGACCAAGGCCACGAUCCAGGAAGUGCUGCGCUGCGACAGCCAGAUCCGCAACUCUGACGUGGAGCUGCAGCAGCGCGCCGUGGAGUACCUCAAGCUGUCCUCCAUCGCCAGCACCGACGUCUUGGCCACAGUGCUGGAGGAGAUGCCCCCCUUCCCUGAGAGAGAGUCCUCCAUUCUAGCCAAGCUUAAGAAGAAGAAGGGCCCCGGAGCCGUGUCCGUGACAGAGCUGGACGACAGUAAGCGAGAGGGAGGAGAGCUGAACGGAGGAGGAGAGAGGUCCUCGGACUCUGCUGCUAUGGCUGCCUCCAAUGCAUCCACCCCGUCACCCUCAGCCGACCUGCUGGGUAUCCGCUCUUCCGCGCCCAUGGGUGCCGCCCCGUCCGCUCCUGGCAGCUUGUUGGUGGAUGUGUUUUCUGAGGCGGGCCCUGCUGCGCCUGCUGCUGCUGUAAAUAAUGACGGCUUCAUGAGGGAGCUGGAACAGCCCACUGACACCUCUGACUCCCUAUUGGUGGAGGGCUCUGGUGAUGCAGACUCUGCUCCUCCCUCUGAGGAUCCCGCUGACCCUCUGCCUGAGGCUGACGAGCUCCUCAACAAAUUUGUGUGCAAAAACAAUGGGGUUUUGUUUGAGAAUCAGCUGUUGCAGAUCGGAAUCAAGUCAGAGUAUCGUCAGAACCUGGGCAAGAUGUACUUAUUCUACGGGAACAAGACGUCAGUGCAGUUUGCCAGUUUCAGCACCACCGUGAGCUGUCCAGGAGAGCUGCAGUCUCAGCUGAACGUGCAGUCCAAGCCGGUGGAGCCCCUGGUGGAGGGCGGUGCUCAGAUCCAGCAGGUCCUCAACAUCGAGUGUCUGACGGACUUCUGCGAGGCGCCGCUGCUCAACAUUAAGUUCAGGUACGGAGGGGCUCUGCAGAAUCUGACCCUCAAGCUUCCGGUCACCAUCAACAAGUUCUUUCAGCCAACGGAGAUGAACUCGCAAGACUUCUUCCAGCGCUGGAAACAGCUCAGCCAGGCUCAGCAGGAGGCCCAGAAGAUCUUCAAGGCCAGCCACGGCAUGGACACUGAGGUCAUCAAGGCCAAGCUGCUGGGGUUGGGUUCCGCUCUGCUGGACGACGUGGAUCCAAACCCAGAGAACUAUGUGUGCGCUGGAGUCAUCCAGACCAAAGGCCAGCAAGUGGGCUGCCUGCUGAGACUGGAGCCCAACGCACAGGCACAGAUGUACCGUCUGACCCUGCGCUCCAGCAAAGAGUCGGUGUCUAAGCGGCUGUGUGACCUCAUGUCCCAGCAGUUCUGA
Messenger RNA from Knipowitschia caucasica, 2952 nucleotides. The record is from the annotation of a GenBank genome assembly. NCBI's taxonomy places the organism in Eukaryota, Metazoa, Chordata, Actinopteri, Gobiiformes, Gobiidae.